This is a messenger RNA of Aethina tumida (small hive beetle), 466 nucleotides long. RefSeq names its product enhancer of yellow 2 transcription factor (gene e(y)2). Lineage: Eukaryota; Metazoa; Arthropoda; Insecta; Coleoptera; Nitidulidae. The coding region runs from base 81 to 389 and encodes 102 amino acids. Gene Ontology annotation, cellular component: nuclear pore; SAGA complex; DUBm complex. Gene Ontology annotation, biological process: positive regulation of DNA-templated transcription; poly(A)+ mRNA export from nucleus; regulation of transcription by RNA polymerase II. The record is from RefSeq and is a predicted model, not a curated record. Gene Ontology annotation, molecular function: chromatin binding; transcription coactivator activity. The transcript has 2 exons.
GCUUUUGUUUAUUGUUCAGAUCACCCUGUUCUCGAAAUAAUUAUAACCUUUAAAAAGGGUGAAAAGAAGCUCAUAUAAAAAUGCCUCAAGAAUAUGACUCGAAAAUUAGCACGCACUUGGAUAUUAAUCAUGGAUUGGACAGAGUAACAGAAUUGGUCCAGACUCGACUGAUUGAAUGCGGUUGGAGAGAUCAAGUAAGACUGGCUUGUAGGAAAGCAAUAGUGGAAAAUGGAAAUGACCAACAUAUACCAACUGUGGAUGAACUUAUCACAAUUGUAACACCAAAGGCCAGAAGUUUGGUACCAGAUGCUGUUAAAAAGGAGCUGUUACAUGAACUGGAACUUAUUUUGGUCAAUGUAGACAAAAGCGGGUAUAUUAAGAAUUUCUGAAGACACUAAACUAGUUUAAUUUUAUUUAAAUGCACACUGUACAAUUACGUUUUAAAUUAUAGGCUUUUUAUAAUAAA